Messenger RNA from Dromiciops gliroides (monito del monte), 2578 nucleotides. RefSeq names its product ribosomal RNA processing 1 (gene RRP1). Gene Ontology annotation, biological process: rRNA processing. The transcript has 13 exons. Gene Ontology annotation, cellular component: nucleus; preribosome, small subunit precursor; preribosome, large subunit precursor. Lineage: Eukaryota; Metazoa; Chordata; Mammalia; Microbiotheria; Microbiotheriidae. The record is from RefSeq and is a predicted model, not a curated record. Bases 52 to 2082 code for a protein of 676 amino acids.
AUCUCUUCGGCGCGCCUCGCUUCCUCGGCGCGCCGUGAACUCUUCGCCAACAUGUCUCCGGUCCCGGAGCUUCCUUCGGAAAUCCAGCUAGCGCAGCGGCUGGCCGGCAACGAGAAGACAAUCCGAGACCGUGCGGUGAGGAAGCUCCGUAGGUACAUCCACGCCAAGACCGGAGCCGCCUCAGGGGGUUUCAGUCACGAAGAAUUGCUAAAAAUAUGGAAAGGCCUUUUCUACUGUAUGUGGAUGCAGGACAAACCUCUCCUACAGGAGGAACUUGGAAAUACAAUUUCCCAGCUCAUUCAUGUUUUUCAGAACACAGAAACCCAGCACCUGUUUGUUCAGACUUUUUGGCAAACCAUGAACCGUGAGUGGAUUGGAAUAGACAGAUUGCGCCUAGAUAAGUUCUACAUGCUAAUGCGCCUGCUUCUGAACCAGUCCUUCGAGGUAUUAAAAAGAAAUGAAUGGGAGGAAAGUCAGGUUGAACUGCUUCUGGAUAUCCUGAUGAAAGAAGUUUUUCACCCAGACAGUCAGGCACCUUGUGGAGUCAAGUCCCACUUUAUUGACAUAUACUUGGAAGAACUGACUAAAGUCGGAGCAAAAGAGCUUACAGCAGAUCAGAACCUGAAGUUUAUCGUUCCAUUCUGCAAAAUUGCAGCUAAGACAAAGGAUUCUACUUUGCUGUAUGAUAUAGUUGGCGGUAUCUUUGAAGCAAUUUUGGAACAAGCUCCCUUUGCCAUUGAAGAUUUAAUAAGAGAAUUAAAUGCAAACCAAGAGGAUGAUGAACUGUUAGAAGCUGAAUCAGAUGAUAUGACAUCCGUAAGAUCACCUAGGAAGCAAAAGAAAGGAAAGAAAGGUCAAGAUUCCUCCUCAAGUGAAGAUAAACGAAAAGUGAAAAAGCAUAAUGCUGGCAAGGGACACAUUGGGCUUUUCCUUCAGUUUAACUAUGAGGAAAUUGCUGAUAGACUGUUUGAAAUGGCCAGCAGGCAAAGCACUCCUUCCUUGAAUAGGAAACGUCUCUACAAACUGGUCAGAAAGUUCCAGAGCCUUGCUGAAGGCAUAUUCCCUCAAGAUGGCCUUCCUCGCCGUAACAAAUCGAAGAAAAGGCUUAAGCAAAAGAAGACUUGUUUGCCAAAAUCGAAAUUGCAAAAAAAGAAAGGGAAAAAAGAUGAAAAACAGACUAUGGAGACAGCUGCAGCUUUUGAGAAAGAUAGGUCAAGAACUCCGAAGAGAAAGGAGAUGAAUAAAAGGAAGAAUAUGAGUACCGAUUCUUCUUUUUCAUCUGAGAUAGGCAUGUCUGAGACAACUAUUCCCUUAAAUCCUCAAAACUACAGUUCAGAGAGAGCAUGUAAAAGAAAAAGAGGUCAAGGACCAAAAGCCAUAGAAGUAACAGAUGGCUUCCAGGAGACGAAUAAGAAUGAUGAAACAGAGCCCCAAAAGAACGAUAAAAAACAAGGAUUGACAGACCUUGAAGUGACACCAGCCAUCGGCAAAAGCAGGAAAAAAGAUGCUUGUAAGAAGAUAGAAACCAAGGAACAGCAAAUGAAAAAAAAGGUGGACACCACACUUCAGAAGACUAACACAGGGACUCCUGUUGUGAAAGGUUUGCCAGCACAUCCCAUUAUUUCUCCAAAGUCAGAAAGUAAUGACAUAGGAACCCCUAAAUUGGUCACAAAGAAAGGGAAGCAAGUUGUUAAUGGAAGCAACCACAUUGUUCCUCCGGUAGCCUCAAAGGUUUCUUCAGAAAUGGUUAAUCUGAAAGAGUUACAGUUAAGUAGAAGCAGUGACCUAGAGUUAGAUGCCACUAGAAUGGUAAAAAAGAAACAUAAGUUGGUUAGUAAAAGCAGUGUUGUUCCUCCCCAACAAAAUCAGGCCAAGUUAUCCAAGAGGGAGUUGGCAAAGAGUACAGAAAAUCCAACAGAUUGCGAUUUUCUCCCCCCUGCAAAAAGGCCAAACAAGAGUGUCAGUAGAUCACUAGGUUCCUUAAAGAGGAAGAAGAAAUGGCUUUUUGGGCCUCUAGGACCAAGGAUGAUCUUCAGAUCCCCAGGUAGAAGAGUGAAAAGAAACACAAAGAAAGCGCUUUAGGGCUUGUUUUGUGCAAUCUUUGAGGAUUCCAAAGAGAGGAGGUAGCAAAAACUUUUCUGUCGCAAAGCAAAUAAGCAUUCCAGGAUGUCAUUAGCAAGGAAUCACAUUAAAAAUAGAAUUAUUUUUUAAGCAAUAAAAAAACUGAAUUGUGGCACAAGAACCAGUUCAGAAGCAUGGUUUCUUUUUAUUUGAUAAAGGGCCCUGGGAAGAAAGAAAUUGAAAAACCUCUACUGAAAAUGACUGUAGAAGGGGCAUUGAAAACAUGAAUCUUUUGACCAAGGCCUUGCUGUAUUUCAUAAAGUAUUUGCUUACAAAUUGGGAUUAACUCAUGAACUAAUGUUAGCUAUCCUGGGUUUCUUGUAACUGAGUCACUUUUUUUCCUUUUUUAAAAAAAUGUAAAUAGUAUUUUAUUUUUCCAAUUACAUGUAAAGAUAGUUUUCAACAUUUUUUAAUAAUAAGAUGUUGAAUUCCAAAUUUUUCUCCCGCCCCUUUUUUC